AUCGUCACGUGAUACACUACGUCCAGAAAUUAAACGUGCAGCACUGCAUGCAUCCAGUCCAGUUAACUAGUACUGCUGAAAGGGUGAAUUUAGGUUAGACAGCUUUCAGAAAUCCUACACAUUUUAUGUGUGCGCACAUCCGUCCUACUGUAUGUAUAUCCGACCUUAAACGGAAUAAUAACCGAAUGCGUUUCGCCUUCAACUGUCAAACGUCAGCCAUUGUGUUUUCUUAAGUUUACCAACCAAGAUCACUAGCUUGCGAACUGUUCUCUAGACAUUUCAGUCAUGGCAUUUCUUAAAGGUCUGGAUUCACACAUCAUCAUCGUCGGCUGUGGAAUUUCGGGAAUCGGAGCUGCCCAAAAGCUACUGAAUCACGGUUUUCACAACGUACGUAUCCUUGAAGCAACCGGGACAUGUGGUGGAAGAAUACGAACGGGUCGGAUGGGCGACAAAAUCGUGGAGAUCGGCGCCAACUGGAUCCACGGGCCGUGCCAGGAGAACCCGGUGUUCCGGCUGGCCUGCCGGUACCAGCUGCUGGACGCGGAGGCGGCGAGCGAGCAGAACCAGGCCGUGGACGUGGGCGGCCACCCGCCCUUCGUGCCCAAUUGGUUCUCCAGCGCGGGCCGGCGGCUGGGCCCGGAGCUGACGGAGCCGGCCGAGGCGCUGUUCCGGGGGCUGCUGGAGGAGUGCCAGCGCUUCCACCGGAGCGGCGGGGAGCCCGUGCCCAGCGUGGGCGAGUACCUGAAGCGCUGCGCGCCGGGCCUGGCCGCCGAGGCCUGGAGGGACGCCGCCGUCAGGGAGCUCCGCCUCGCCGCCAUGAGCGCCCUGCUCAAGCUGGAGUGCUGCAUCAGCGGCACCCACUCCAUGGACCAGGUGGGCCUGGGCGCCUUCGGCAUGUACCACACCCUGCAGGGCCUGGACUGCACCUUCCCUGGUGGAUAUGAAGGCUUAAUCCACUGCAUGAUGAAAGAACUUCCAGAGGACAUUGUGUCCUACAACACGGCAGUAAAGUGUGUCCACUGGAACAGUUCUGUCCAAAGAGCCGGGCCAAAUGGGAGAGCAUUCCCAGUCUGGGUGGAGUGUGAAAACGGACAGUCUUUCCCUGCAGACCAUGUUAUUCUCACUGUUCCUCUGGGUUACCUGAAGAAGCACCAGAAGACGCUGCUGAGCCCCCCCCUCCCCCUGAAUAAGAUGCACGCCAUAGAGAGGAUGGGCUUCGGCACCAACAACAAGAUCUUCCUGGAGUUCGAGCAGCCCUUCUGGUCCGCGGACUGCGAGGUGAUCCACUUCCUGUGGGAGGACGAGAGCACGCUGACGGACGCCGUGCGGGACGUGCGCAGGCUGUGGAUGAGGAAGCUCGUCGGAUUCACCGUCCUCAAACCCACCGAGAGGUACGGUCACGUCCUCUGCGGCUGGAUCGCAGGCCAUGAGUCUGAGCACAUGGAGUCUCUCCCUGAGGAGGAGGUGCUGAAGGCAAUGACCCAACUCAUCCGCCAGUUCACAGGUGAUCCCACAAUCACCCCGAAGAAGAUGGUGCGGUCCAGGUGGUUCCAUGAGCCCUACACCUGCGGGUCGUACUCGUACGUGGCCAGGGGCUCCUCUGGGUACGACACCGAGAUGCUGGCAGAACCCCUCCCGCUGAAAGGCUCCACCACCGAGCCCCUGCAGGUCCUGUUCGCCGGGGAGGCCACGCACUGCACGUUCUUCUCCACCGUGCACGGGGCACUGCUGUCGGGCUGGAGAGAGGGCACCAGGAUCGCCUCACACUACGGAUCGUCCUCCUUCCCCGCGUCCCUCAGCUCCAAGCUGUGAGGGCCAGGCGCUGGUCCUCCGAAGAUAAAAACCCUACGGAAACGUUCGGCUGGACAUACCCAAGCAAUGUGAUUCUGGAAGGUUUCAGCAAAGAUAUACUGUAUUACUGAUCAGGAAAAGCUGGUUUUGGAUCCCUCCUAUGUUGCAGCUUUGCACAAAAUAAUACUCCGCUCAGAUCUGGACGGUCUACUCUGCCUGUUACCCGGAGGUUCUGGGAGGGGUGAAGUGUGAACGUCAUGAUUAUCUGUUUUGUACAGAUCCUGUCUUUGUAUGUAGCUCUCUAAGUAAUGGGUCCUAGCACACAUUUCUCUGGUUGUUAUUGAACACGCAAAAUGAAUUUCACACUCCAGAUAUACAGUAUUUGUCACUUUGUAAGUGAUGGAUGUGCAAGAUGCAUAACUGAUCACCUUUUCAGUAAUCAGCACUCAGUGGCCAUUUUGUUUCUGCGAGAAACGUCCAUCCUCAUACCUGCGGACUCCAUUUCCAGUGAUUUGGUGUUUCUUGACAUUUUAAGUACUACACAAGGCCAUUGAGCUGGACCAAAUGCCUUUAUGAAAAUGACGGAAAUCUACUUGAUGAAGAGCUGAACUGAAUCUAUUCAAUCGUUAUCAAGAUUGAAAAAGCAAAUAUAGUGUGUAUGUGAUGAUUUUGCUACGCUUGACCAAAGUAUUUGCUGAUAUUCAGUGCUGCUGACACGGGUGCAGCCUCUUUCAGUUCUAUGCUUUUACAUAUUAGGGCACAACUCUGAUAUGCAGUCUUUUACCAAACAUGGUUUUGUGCAUUAUGGCAAAACAGAGCCUUUCUAACCCUUCCCAGACUGAUUGAUUAGCAGUAAUAAUUGCUUCUCUGAGGUAAACACAAAUGUAUUUGGUCGUUGACAUGCCAAUACAAACAUGAAUGCUCCACACUAAACUAAACUUAUAAGGCACUUAUCAUGCACAGACUGCUUCUUUAUUUUGGCUGAAUAAAUAAUUCCGAAGUAAAAUUACAUUAUGAGUCACAUGAGGUGACAUUUAUACGGUUUGGACUUGAGUACUCGAUGCAGGUCCGAUGGAAGACCAUAGAAUUGAAAGAGCUUGUACUUUUCUUUUUCACAUCAGUGAGUAAUUUCAUGUCAUCCUUUUCUAUACAGAAGAUGUAUUGGAUAUCUUGCAAAAAGUAUAUUUUGUACAAUGAAUUGCACUUUAAUUACAUUUCACGAAUAGAAUAAAAAUCCACAAAAGUGUA
Messenger RNA from Conger conger (European conger), 3039 nucleotides. It is a transcript of the gene paox, whose product is annotated as polyamine oxidase. The transcript has 7 exons. The record is from RefSeq and is a predicted model, not a curated record. NCBI's taxonomy places the organism in Eukaryota, Metazoa, Chordata, Actinopteri, Anguilliformes, Congridae. Gene Ontology annotation, molecular function: polyamine oxidase activity. Bases 286 to 1812 code for a protein of 508 amino acids.